AUGGCACUGGGAAGCACAUUUGAUGGUGAAAUUCGAGAAAUACCAGGCGUAUAUGUUGACAACUUCAGCUACAAAGGAGAGGUGUUCUUCCUCACCCAUAGUCACCUGGAUCAUCUAAAGGGCCUAUUGUCAAAUUCGUUUUGCAGUCGCGUGUACUGUUCUCAAUUGACCAAGGAUAUCAUUGCGCUAGAAGGCCGAUAUGGUGACAAAUUGCGGUACUUGCUGGUCAGGGAGUAUAACCAGCCGUUUGAAGUGCAGACAUUUUACCAGACAGUGACGGUGACGAUGUUGGAGACAUAUCAUUGUCCUGGGUCAUCUAUGUUUUUAUUCGAAUGUGCCAAUGGCAUCUCAUGUCUAGCAACUGGCGACAUAAGAGCAGAAGAGUGGUGGGUUUCCUCACUCAUUAAGAAUCGGUAUUUGUUCCCAUAUAUCACAGGGUUAAAGAAGCUCGACCAAAUUUAUCUUGACACCACUUUUUCAUGUCGUGGAGAGCCAUAUAUCUCAAUAAUGCCCAACAGUGAAGGAAUCAUGGCAUUGAUAGAGUUCCUAAAGCUUUACCCGAUUGACAAAUAUAUUGAAUUUAGCUUUAUUGACGCAGUAUCAGGGUCGGAGGAGGUAUGGCUCCAAGUACUCGAUCAUUUUAAUGGUACACUUGAUGCUGAUUCAACAAUAAUUCAACGGCUAAAGUUGCUAAAGUAUGAAGAUAAGGACACGAGUCCAACGUUCAUUGGCCCGAUGAUUUUCAAUGUAGGAAAUUUAUACAAAGACGUCCCCCUUAUGAUUACGAUUAAACAUGCUAUCGACUUUAAUAUAGUGGACUACGCAGGGUUUUGUCUACCAAAAAGACUUUGCGAUGUCGAUGCAUCGAAUCUCACCUUGCUUCGCAUGCUAGACACGGGACAUCAGGUCUAUUCAUACGAGGGGAAUGCAUGGCUUCUACCGUUGGAUGGGGAAGAGCUACUACCCACAAACCUAUUGCUUAUGUUUUCUCGCCAUUCAUCCUACAAAGAGUCAAUCGAGUUUGUAAGACUAUUUAAGCCGAAGCUGGUUUUCCCGUGCGUCGCAUCGAAAACCUCCUGGCUAAAUGGAUUCACAGUGGGUAGAGUUUUUGGCCAUGUUUGCUCAUCAUCAGAUCACUUGUUUGAUGUUGAAAAUUUCAAGAAAUUCGGGCAUCCACCACGCAUAGUGUUUGAGCGUCCAGUAUCAAAAAUAAAUCGUUGGUCGUUUGCCGAAUGCAAAAAGGAAGUUAACUUUGUCAAGGACUUUAUCACCAGGCCAAAGCCAUUCAAGGGCCAGAUGAAGUUGAUAAACAGCCAGGAUUACCAUACAGCUCAUGAGUCAUGGUGUCAGGAUUUCAAAUUACAGUCAAUUAUAGCAGGUAGAGGCGAGGAAAAAUAUAAACGAAUCAUCAAUUAUCAUUUAAAUAAGGACCUAAAUCUAAUUGUUUCCACCGUGCAGGGCCAACGCAAUCACAAAUUUGGGCCAGACACAGAUACUGAGUCAGUAUGCUCCACCGAUUAUGACACGGAUACCCUGAUGUCAACUGAAAACUCCGUGGUUGCUUCCAGUUGUGUAUUUGAAAAGUCCUUUUCAGAAGCCCAACCAACGCCUGCUUGUAACUUUCUAUCACCUGGGCUAAAUCUUCAUAAAAUUGCUGAAAUAUCAGACGCCAUUCGUUCAGAUAGGAGAUCCUGGAACUCCUUUAAGCUCAAAUCGGUCAAACCCAAAACACGUCGAUAG
This is a messenger RNA of Lodderomyces margitis, 1740 nucleotides long. It is a transcript of the gene PSO2, whose product is annotated as Pso2p. The transcript has a single exon. NCBI's taxonomy places the organism in Eukaryota, Fungi, Ascomycota, Pichiomycetes, Serinales, Debaryomycetaceae. Gene Ontology annotation, biological process: interstrand cross-link repair; protection from non-homologous end joining at telomere; double-strand break repair via nonhomologous end joining. The record is from RefSeq and is a predicted model, not a curated record. Bases 1 to 1740 code for a protein of 579 amino acids. Gene Ontology annotation, molecular function: 5'-3' DNA exonuclease activity; damaged DNA binding.